UCGUUGUUGUAGAAAGCCAAGGUAUAACAGAUUUGUUUCAUGAGUUGUUUUAUGUUUCAAAUCCCAGGGCAUGCUCAAUGUAAACAAGCAUAGAGCACAAGUAGAAGCCUUUGUUCGCAUUCAGGGAUCUGCAAACAAAAAUUCAGAGCUGAGCAGUGACGUCCUGGUGUGCGGCGGGAAGCAGCGGAACCGCGCGCUGCAUGGGGACGUGGUGGCGGUGGAGCUGCUGCCACGGAGCGAGUGGAGGGGCAGGGCGACGGCGCUGAGCCAGAGCGAGGGCGAGGACAGGCUGGCAGAGGAGCUGCAGAGCCAGCCCAUGCCCACAGGUAAGGUUGUGGGCAUUAUUCAGAGGAACUGGCGGGAUUACGUGGUAACCUUUCCCCCUAAAGAAGAGAUCCAGUCCCAGGGCAAGAAUUCCCAAAAGAUCUUGGUGACCCCCUGGGAUUAUAGGAUUCCCAAAAUUCGGAUUAGCACGCAACAAGCCGAGGCGCUGCAGGACCACCGAGUGGUUGCACGCAUUGACUCAUGGGAGUCCACCUCGCUCUACCCGAACGGCCACUUUGUCAGAGUGCUGGGCAAAGCUGGUGACCUGGAGACAGAGAUGGCGGCUAUUCUCGUGGAAAACAACAUACAAGUCCCACCAUUCUCCGAAGCCCAGAUGCGUGAGAUGCCCGUGAAUAACCCAGAGAGCCCGUGGAGGGUGGAGUCAGAACAGGAGCCGGAGAGACUGGACCUGAGGGAGACACACCUGGUCUUCAGCAUCGACCCCCAGGGCUGCGAGGACGUGGACGACACCCUGUCUGUGCGCAGGCUGGCCAACGGCAAUGUGGAGCUUGGCGUGCACAUCGCUGACGUCACGCACUUCAUCAAGCCAAACUCCUACACCGACCUGGAGGCCAGAGCCAGGGCUACCACGUACUAUUUAGCUGAUCGCCGGUACGAUAUGCUGCCUCCCAUCCUGAGUGCUGACCUGUGCUCUCUUCUCGGCAGUGUGGAUAGGUAUGCCAUGAGUGUGAUGUGGGAGCUGGAUAAGAGCUCUUACGAGGUGAAGCGGGUGUGGUACGGCCGCACGAUCAUCCGCUCCUCCUACAAGCUGUUCUACGAGGCGGCCCAGGCUCUGCUGGACAGGGACUGGAGCGUGGUGGAGCAGAUCCCUGAGCUGGCUGGGCUGGGCGGAGAGGCGAGGCAGGAGAAACUGGACCAGCUGGUCUGGGCCAUUGGCAGCUUGGCGGACAUCGCGCGCUACUUGAGGGCCAAGCGGGACAGAGGAGGGGCGCUUGAGCUGGAGGGCGUGGAGGUGCGCGUUCAGCUGGACGCCCAGAAGAACAUCGCUGCUCUGGUGCCCAGGCAGCCCCUGGAGGUGCACGAGACCGUGGCGGAGUGCAUGAUCCUGGCCAAUCACUGGGUCGCCAAGAAGAUCUGGGAGCGUUUCCCUCACCAGGCCCUGCUCCGCCACCACCCCCCGCCCAGGCAGGAGUUCUUCACUGAGCUGGUAGAGUGCGCCAAAGCCAAGGGCUUCACCAUAGACACACGCUCUAACAAGUCCCUGGCAGACUCCCUGGACAGGGCUGUGGACCCUGCUGACCCGCUCGUCAAUAAGCUCCUGCGCUUCAUGGCUACACAGGCCAUGUCUAACGCCCUGUACUUCUCCACCGGAGCGUACCCUGAGGAGGAAUACUAUCACUACGGCCUGGCUCUUGAGAGGUACACUCAUUUCACCUCCCCGAUCCGACGCUACGCCGACAUUGUGGUUCACAGGCUGCUGAUGGCGGCCAUCCUGAGAGAGAAGGGGGCGGAGCUCCGGGAAACACCAGCAAGUAACAAAGAGCUGGAGGAGCUGGCUCAGCAUAUCAACAGCAAGAACAAGGCUGCUCAGCAUGCACAGAAGCAGUCCACAGAACUGUUCCAGUGCAUGUACUUCAAAGAUAAGGACCCUGUAACAGACGAGCGCUGCAUUGCAGAUGCUGUGAUCUAUUCAAUACGGGCUAAUGGCUUGCUCGUUUUUGUUCCAAGGUAUGGGAUUAAAGGAGCUGUCUAUCUGAAGAACAAGGAUGGCCUGGUGGUGUGUGUGAAUCCUGAUGGAAGCUGCGAGUGGAAGCCUGGAACUCUCAAGAGGUUCCAGGACAGGAUCAGCUCGACCACAGCGGACGGGUCAGAGACCUUCCCCUUGUUCCAGCACAUCACUGUGAGAAUAUCCGUGCAGGCAUCUCGAUCCCAUUCGGAAAGCAUCAGAAUGGAAAUAAUUAGCAACAAACCUCACAAGAGGUCAGACCCAGACCUCCACUGUGACACUCCACACCCUGCCAGAGCGGACCUGGUGAGGGAGGUGAUCCGCUGUGCAGAGGAGGCACAGCAGGCUGAAGAGCAGGCGAGCAGGACUGCAGUGGCAGGGGAGAACCAGGAGUACUGUCAGACCCGGGGGAACAGCUUGUACUCCCUGCUGGAGGAGAUCAGAGAGCUGGCCCUGCUGGACGUCUCAGCGGUUUCGCUUACACCCUGACCUGGGGCUUCUGUGUCACUCUGCAUCAGGGCUCCCAGUACAAGAGGUAUAUUGUUGUAGUGACUGGAAAAACUAAAAUAAGUGCAGUUGUUAUCUACAUUAAACAAGUGAAGGUGGUGUCUGUGGCAGAGUUAUUGGUUUACAAGCAUGACGAACAGAAAAUUAUGGUUUUAAAGUGUUUUUUUUUGCAUAACCAACUGAGAACCAUCACAUCUGUCUUUUUUUUUUUUUAAACCAUAUGUGCUGCUAUGACAAGAUAAAAAAAUUUGUGUGUUUGAUUGUUAGAUCAA
Messenger RNA from Polyodon spathula (Mississippi paddlefish), 2790 nucleotides. RefSeq names its product DIS3 like exosome 3'-5' exoribonuclease (gene dis3l). Gene Ontology annotation, molecular function: RNA binding; 3'-5'-RNA exonuclease activity. Gene Ontology annotation, biological process: rRNA catabolic process. The coding region runs from base 71 to 2500 and encodes 809 amino acids. The record is from RefSeq and is a predicted model, not a curated record. NCBI's taxonomy places the organism in Eukaryota, Metazoa, Chordata, Actinopteri, Acipenseriformes, Polyodontidae. Gene Ontology annotation, cellular component: cytoplasmic exosome (RNase complex). The transcript has 12 exons.